This is a messenger RNA of Colletotrichum scovillei, 1026 nucleotides long. RefSeq names its product PHB depolymerase family esterase. Gene Ontology annotation, biological process: carbohydrate metabolic process. The record is from RefSeq and is a predicted model, not a curated record. Lineage: Eukaryota; Fungi; Ascomycota; Sordariomycetes; Glomerellales; Glomerellaceae. Gene Ontology annotation, molecular function: cellulose binding; hydrolase activity. The coding region runs from base 1 to 1026 and encodes 341 amino acids. The transcript has 7 exons. Gene Ontology annotation, cellular component: extracellular region.
AUGAAGUCCAUCCUAGGCAUGGCCCUCUGGGCCCUAACCCUCCUCAACCUCGCCCUCGGCGCCGAAGUCGUCCCCCGCGCAACCUUCACCGAGGUGACAGACUACGGUUCGAACCCGACAGGCACGCGCAUGUGGCUCUACGUGCCGCAGAACCUCGCCGCCAAGCCCGCCGUCGUCACGCCGUACACGCGCGACAACUGCUGGGACGUGGCGAGCAAGAUGACGCUGACGCAUGGCGGGGGCGGCGCGAGUAACUCCAUUGCGAAUAUGGUGAGCUUCGUGAUUGCGCAGUAUGGGGCGGAUAAGAGCAAGGUGUAUGCGACUGGUAUCUCGUCCGGUGCCAUGAUGACGAACGUCCUCGCGGCGACGUACCCCGACGUCUUCGCAGCCGGCAUCGCCUACGCGGGCGUUCCGGCCGGGUGCUUCAUGUCCGCGGACGACAUCCCCGACUUUUGGAACUCGACGUGCUCGACGGGCCAGUCCAUCUGGACGCAGCAGCAGUGGGCCAACGUCGUGAACAACAUGUACCCCGGGUACACGGGGGCGCGGCCCAAGAUGCAGAUUUAUCACGGCGCGGCGGACGAAACGUUGAACGUGCAGAACUACUACGAAACGAUCAAGCAGUGGACGGGGGUGUUUGGGUACUCUGCGACGCCGCAGUCGUCGGUGGCGGACUUUCCUAGGAGCCCGUAUACCAAGUAUGUGUUUGGGGAUAAGUUGCAGACUUUCUUGGGUACGGGUGUGACCCAUUCGAUUGAUGUGUUUCCGGAAGAAGACCUCAAGUGGUUCGGUUUCGUGACACCGGUGAGCUCGUCGGCUGCUGCGACGGUUCCUGCGACGACGAGCCGCGCAUCUACGACGCUGCGGACUUCCACGGCGGCAGCGACGACCACCACGGCAGCCGGAGGAUCCGGGACGGCACCUCAGUGGGGCCAGUGCGGCGGGAUUAACUGGACGGGACCGACUGCGUGCGCGAGUUCGUUCACAUGUGUCAAGGUCAAUGACUGGUACUCUCAGUGCCAGUAG